AUGUUUCCAAACUUGACUCUUUCAGACAUUUCUCGUGCAUGUCUUACUUUCGAAAAGUACCAGUGGGCUACAGGUUCUGUGCUUGAGGACCCCUUUUACUCGGUGGAUAAGGACUCUGCUUCGGUCCCUCCAGGAACAUUGAUCAAAGUGGAAAGGCAUACGAACACAUCGCUCUACUCGCUGCCGCCUGGUACUGCUCUAUCACGCAUCGUAUAUCAAUCCAAGAGCUUCCGUGGCUCCUUGGUUCCUGUUUCGGCGUAUAUUCUCUGGCCUUCCAGCCCACGAUCAUCCGCCGAUGGGUUUCAAGUUGUGGCAUUUUCUCACGGAACUAGCGGGAUCGCCCCCGAUGGUGCCCCUUCGCACAUCAAGAAUCUCUGGCAGCACUAUCUCGCUCCGUUCAAUUUGGCUCUUCAGGGCUAUGUUGUGGUUGCUACAGACUAUGCCGGGCUCGGCGUGUCGAAAACCGCUUAUGGGAAGCCAAUUCUCCACGAAUAUGCAGCGGCCCCAAGUCAUGCAAAUGAUAUUAUAUACUCAGCUCAAGCAGCACAAAGCGCUUUUCCGGAGCUCUCCAAGUCCUUUGUUGUUCUCGGUCAUUCUCAAGGAGGAGGGGGAGCUUGGGCCGCUGCGCAGCGGCAAGCUGUCGAGCCUGUCGCUGGGUACCUAGGGGCUGUUGCGAUAGCUCCUGUUACAACUAUGACCGACAGGAAAAUGCCGCCUUUGACACUUUCAGCCUUCGGAUUCUUAAUCGCGCAGGGCAUGGAAAACAUAUUUCCCGAAUUCAAUCGUGCCGACAUUCUGACUGAUGAAGCCGUGACUUCUUUGGGAAUCAUACAACAAACCGGAGGAUGUAGUGCAACUGUAGCUAGUCUCAUACAUGGGACCAAGGCGACAAAGCCUCGCUGGACUGAGAAUUCUUUCGUGCAGAAAUUUGAAGAAUUAGUCAAAGUCGGUGGAAAAGAAAUCAGUGGGCCUUUAUUGGUUAUUCAUGGGGAUAAUGAUUUUAUCAUACAUAUGGAUUUGACCACUUCUGCGGUAGAAGCAACUGCACAGAAGUUUCCCGCUGCUCAGAUAGAAUAUCUCCGCAUUCCUGGGGCUUCACACAACCCAGCACUUACAAGCUCCCAAUGGAUCUGGAUGGACUGGAUCGCGAAGCGCUUCGCUGGUGUCGCGCAGGAGCCGGGGCUAAAAGUUUCAGAGACCAAGGUUGCAAUGCCCGCUUCAGCUUACCAGCGAGAGUUGAACAACUGGAUAGCACCAGCAAUGAUCUUCUAUGAGACCCCUUGA
Lachnellula hyalina is the source of this 1284-nucleotide messenger RNA. RefSeq lists its product as uncharacterized. The record is from RefSeq and is a predicted model, not a curated record. Gene Ontology annotation, biological process: lipid catabolic process. The coding region runs from base 1 to 1284 and encodes 427 amino acids. Gene Ontology annotation, molecular function: triacylglycerol lipase activity. Lineage: Eukaryota; Fungi; Ascomycota; Leotiomycetes; Helotiales; Lachnaceae. The transcript has 2 exons.